UAGUGCUUUUUAUGUAGCCUGUUGUAAAACUAGGUAAAUAUCUAGAUGAGUUUAUGUUCCCCGUGGAAGACCUCUGCGUACCCCCAGGGGUACACAUACCCCUGGCUGAGAAUCACGGCUGUACUGUGAGUGAGCCCUUCUAGAGCCACUGCACUCCCCAAGAGUACAGAUGCAUCUUGCUUUUAGACAUUUUCAUUUUGCCUGCUUCAACUUUUGGGUGCCCAACCUGAGGCAUAUAUGAGUCCAGUCACCAGAGUUGUUGAAGUUAGUGGGAGCUGCAGGUGCUCACCACCUCUGAAAAUCAGGCCCUGGAUGUCUCAAGUUAGACACACAAAAUGAAUGGACAGUUAUGAAAAUCCUCUGCAACUAACUACUAAGGAAAUUCCACAAACAUCUCACAAAAUGACAUUGCAGUUUGACAACUGCUGGUGAAUUCUCAGAAUCCUACGAAAGUCAUCUAAUAUUUUUUUCAGUUUUUUGGUGAAUACUUUGUAAAGAACAUCCCAUAAGAUUGAUAAACAGCAGUCUAAGCAUAGGGAUUCAAGUGAAAUUGAUACACAAGCCUGCAGAAAACCAUCAAAUAUCUCUGCUUAUGUGUUCAGAUAAAAAUUGAAGUCACAUGAUGCUUUGAAUUCAAUACAUGAAAUUGUAUUCUUAAUUAUUACUGCAAUUAAAACAGGUAAAUGAUACUCCUCUUACAGCCAAAAGCAUCUCCUCUAAAAGGACAACACAUAGCCAGUACUGCAACGUUUAAAACAGCAUGUAUUCUCUCCUGAGGCUUCACUGAAGAAUACAGCACAUGGGGACUAGAGUACAUGAUCAUAGCUCCAUUGAAGUCAAGCCCUCUAAUCUCUGCACUGUUUUGACGUGUAAAUCAAAAUGAAAUGCUUGGGGCAAAUAAAGCAGUCAGCAUCUGUGUUAGCUAGGCUUUGCCUUUCUGCCCUUUUCAUGCCAGACGUGAGAUGCAGUGCACUCCCAGGAUUAGCCUUUUCCCAGUGGGCUAAUUUACAUCGCACCGAAUGACCCGUAGAAAAGCACAUUGUACUAGCUUGUCACAUGUGACAGAAACUGCUGGCUUUUCUUUUGAAAACAAACAUGAAACAUUUGCACCUCCAGCAUUUUUCACACAACGCUAUACAUGUUAGCAAGUGUACGUGUAAGUUUCAUAAACUGAGCUCUUCCUUUUUUUAAAAAAUUCAUCUUUCCAUAGAGUUGUACAGCAAGUGACUGAAUCAACUAAACAAUAAGGCUAGAACACAUGAAAAUUUUGGUCCUGCUGUUCAUGCAUGUAAGAAAGAAUGGUGGAAGACUCAGAAGACCUAAAAGACUCUGGAAGUCAGAGAAUAUGGACAGAAACAUCCAUCAGGAGAGAGAACAGAUUUAUUGAUGCAGUGCUGAGCUACCUCAUGGGUCCAAGAUUUCUGGUUUAUGCAAGCUGUGCACUUUCUAUAUGGGGAGAUCGAAUGUGGCACUUUGCCAUGUCUGUAUUCCUGAUAGAAUUGUAUGGACAUAAUCUCCUUCUAACAGCUGUUUUUGGGUUAGUGGUGGCUGGCUCUGUAUUGGUGUUUGGGGCCUUAAUUGGAGAUUGGAUUGAUAGAAAACCAAGAAAUAAAGUUGCUCAUGCAUCGCUGUUCAUUCAGAACUCCUCUGUCACUGGCUGCUGCGUAGUUCUGAUGUUGGUAUUCUCUUACAAAACCGAGAUUGAGCAAAUGUGGCACGGCUGGUUUAGUGUGUUCUGUUAUGCAGUGGUAAUCAUCUUAGCCGAUCUGGCAAACCUGGCAAGCACAGCGCUGACGAUAACCAUUCAGAAAGACUGGAUUGUGGUCAUCACAGGUGAUAACAGAGGCCAACUGGCUGGAAUGAAUGCAGUUAUAAGAAGAAUGGAUCAAGUCAUAAAUAUCUUCGCUCCUCUGUCUGUGGGGCAGGUUAUGACCUGGGCCUCUAAUGUCAUUGGCUGUGGAUUUAUUCUUGGAUGGAACUUGAUCUCUCUUCUGGUAGAAUUUAUAUUCCUAUCCAGGGUGUAUCAACUAGUGCCUCCUUUGGCUGUGAAACCUCAACAGAAUGCAGGAGAAUAUGCUAUAGAAAGACAAAUGGAACUUACAGAUGUGCCAGGUAAGUAGUGUUCAAUAGGAGAACAGCCUCCCACCAACAUUUUAAAAAUGUAUUACUAUUGAAAUACAGGCUUGCAUCCAAAAUGUUGAAUUACACAUGAAAUAAUUAGAGUACUAGAGGGUAUCCAAUGAGUCAGUCCACAGGAACUGUAUGAAGAUAAUAAAAUUACUAUAAAAAGAAAAGAGAAAAGCUAAGUAGCAAAUAUGCGGGGGUCAAUUCUCCAAAUCCAGGUACUAGGGUGAUUUACAUACACAACUCGCAAUGGUGGGUGUGAGAAUAGCAGAGCCUCCAUUGUUUAAUACCUUACCAGGCAGAUUUAAAGACAGUUUAAUGAAUCCAUCUGUCUGCAUUAUGUGCUCCUUGGUAUAGAGCACUAUCCUCAGCAUGUCACUGAACCACUGAUACUCAUUUAGAAUGAUGGUUGUCAUAGCAAUUCAAGAUGCUAAAAGAAAAGAAGUCAGUGAAGAAUGAUUUAAUGCAUGUAAUCCCUAAUAUUCAGUUUAUUUUUGCUACUCUUUUUAAAAGAGUAUUGUAUCCCCAGUGACCAUCUUCCUGUUUUAGUGGUUCUCCAUGGGGUCAAUUCCUGCCUCAUUGUACAUGGCCAUCUCCUACUAAUGACAAUGGAAAUUAUGCAUAAGUACUGUUGCCCAUUUUUGACCUGAACCGCUCAUCAAAGUUUGGGGCCCUUCAGAUGUACAAGUUGGAGGGAGAAAUUGGUGAUAGUCAGGUAUGCAGUUUUAUUUAUAUACAAAGUCCUGUGUCUCUGAACACAGGAGGAAUCAAGUAACAAAAGGAUCAGCUUCUUACCUUACAGAGUUCAAGUCUCUGUAGCCAGCACCCAACCCCAAAGCCCCCUCUCUAGCUUCUUCCAGGGUCACACUGUGCUUACAGGCUCCUGCUUGGCUUUUCUUUCCUUUUUUCCUCUGCCUCUCUCUGUUCUUGUCUGCCAUAUCAAUCAUUUCAAAAGCAGUGUUUUUUCUCACACUCUCAUACACACAUACCAAAACCAAAACUCAGCCCAAAAGCUUCUCAGCAGGUUCACACACACCUUUUGUUUUCCGUGGGGCUCAUAUUUACAGUGAUGUUAAUUGAAGAGUGAGUUCAUACCCAUCAACCUCAGUGGGGUUUUACCCCAACCCAUAACAAGGUUUUACCCAGCUUAUACCAGGAGACUAGAUGACUUAUGACAACAAGACAACUCCUCUGAUAUCGACCUUACUCCCUGGAGCUGAGCCUUACUAAUACUAAUCAUCAGAUGCCAUAUCAAUGGGGGGUGAGUCUGUACUAGCAGCUAGAGUUGCGACAUAAUACUUCUUGAUGCUUUUGGACAUUUUAAGAAAAAAGACAGUAAAAUCACAAAUUAGGGCAUGUCUACACUGCAAUCUUAAGUCGACCUGUGUUCGGUCCACCCUCCUUCUGUCCGUGGUGUGUGUCCUCCUGGUGACACACUGACUGAAGAGGGGCAGUGUAGGGGGGCAGCUCUCCACUAGGAACCCAGCUGCCCCCCCAGGCUUCUCACCUCCCUACUCCCACAUGGGAGCAGGGGGAAGCCACCCAGGGUUUCUCGCCUCUGGUAGGGAGAUCUGUACCUGGUGUCCAGUGGGCUGCAUUGUUCCCAAUGGGGAGCUGGGACCACAGGGGCAGCAGGGCUCCCAGUAGGGAGCCUGGGCUGUAGCCCAAGCUGGGAGCCUAGGUGACAGCCCAGCUUGGAGCAAAGACCCAGCAGCAGCUGAGCUGGGGAGCCAGCUUUCUUGUCAAUUUCACGACUUUGGCCAUUAAAUUGACAACACAGCCAACAGCUGAUGUAAGAAAUGCAGUGUCUACGCAGACACUGCGUCACCCUAACCACCCCGACAUAAGCCCUACACCUCUUGUGGAGGUGGAGUUAUGAUGUCGGUGCCGUAGGGCACUUACAUCAGUGGGAGCAAGGCUGUAGUGUAGACACUGACAUAGGUCAACAUAGGCUGCCUUAUGUCAACCUAACUCUGUAGUGUAGACCAAGCCUUAGUCAUGAUUUGUUUGUUACACAAUUGGUGCAGUGAUGAUUAGCUGAAAUCUGUUUUAUACUAACCUCCACUCCCCAAGCUCUUGUAUGUGAUAUUCAGGCUAACACAUUGUUCUCACUGAGGAAAAGUAUCCUGUGCAAUUGUUCACUCCCUACUAUUUAGGACAUUCUUUAUCCAUUAUUGAUGAAGAAUUUUUUUUAAAUACCAAGCAAACCACCUGCAGAUGGACCUCCUGUGCAAUUCUGCUACAAAUGUGCCUGUUCAGCCCGGUCUACCUGUUAGAUCAAGAUGGCUACAUAGCUCAGGGCUGUGAAAAAUUUCACACCCUGACUGCAGAAGUUAGAUCGAUCUACUAGAUGUGGCUAGGUUGACAGAAUAAUUCUUCCAUUGACCUAGCUACCUCCUCCAUAGGCACCGAGUUUCUAGCCCAGGUCUACCUCCACUCCACCCCUUCCUCCCAGGUCCUACCCCCCGCCUCUUCCUGCCCUAUUCCGCCCCCACCCCGAAUGCUCCCAGCCCUCGCUCCUCCCCCGCCUUCCCCCAGUGCCUCCUGCACGCCGCAGAACAGCUGAUCACGGCAGGUGGCAGGCGCUGGGGAGAUGGGGAGGCGCUGAUUGGUGGGGCUGCCGGUGGGUGAGAGGCGCUGAUGGCGGGAUUGCCCGUGGGUGCUAAUAUUUUUUCCAGGGAUGCUCCCCAGAGUCAAUACCUAUGACCUCCUCUUGGAAAGGUGGAUUAACUACCUUGACAGAAAAACCCUUUCUGGCAAUAUUGGAAGCACACAGUGGCACAGCUGCAGUGCCAUAGCUGUGCUGCUGUAGCCACUGUAGGGUAGACAGACCCUCUGUUGACUAUACAAUGAGAACAUACUAGCCAUCCACAAGGGUUUUUCCGUGAGAACAGACAUCUCUAUGUGUGGGGUGGAUGGCAGGAAUAACAGAGGGGGAGGUGAAUGGGAUGCAGGAGUAGGGGUUGAAUAGGAGCAGAGGGGGAGGUGAACAGGAGUCAGAGAAAUGGGCAGUUAGAUAGGAAGAGAGGGGGGAGGAGCCAGGGAAGGGGUGGGGAGACUGGAUAGGAGU
Chelonia mydas (Green sea turtle) is the source of this 5194-nucleotide messenger RNA. RefSeq names its product solute carrier family 40 member 1. Gene Ontology annotation, molecular function: iron ion transmembrane transporter activity. Gene Ontology annotation, biological process: iron ion transmembrane transport. Gene Ontology annotation, cellular component: membrane. Lineage: Eukaryota; Metazoa; Chordata; Testudines; Cheloniidae. The transcript is spliced from 7 exons. The record is from RefSeq and is a predicted model, not a curated record. The coding region runs from base 1299 to 2120 and encodes 273 amino acids.